This is a messenger RNA of Kwoniella botswanensis, 1245 nucleotides long. RefSeq lists its product as uncharacterized. Gene Ontology annotation, cellular component: cytoplasm. The transcript has 4 exons. The record is from RefSeq and is a predicted model, not a curated record. Lineage: Eukaryota; Fungi; Basidiomycota; Tremellomycetes; Tremellales; Cryptococcaceae. Gene Ontology annotation, molecular function: glycosyltransferase activity. The coding region runs from base 1 to 1245 and encodes 414 amino acids.
AUGGUGAGCAUGUAUUUACUGUUCUAUCGAAGAUCGAUCAGCUUACCUCCAUUUCACAAUAAUGACCAGUCGGAAGCACCUUUACUCUCACGUUCAUCUCGCUCAUCAUCUUCGGCUUCCUCAUCUUCCUCAUCACUCACCAGUCUCAUCAGUUCACCCAUCCUCAACCCCCUGAGUAAAUCACCCUCACACUCUUACAAACUUCCUUCACCCGUCUCGUCAUCAUCCAACAAAAAGUCCAAUCCCAAUAAACGUAAAUUCCGAUCGGUCAUUUUACAGUUGCUGGCCUUGAUAGUAGUGCUCUCAUGGAUCACAAAUCCUUUCGUCAAAUCGUCAAGCUCUAGUCAAAUCAUUUCUCUAAAGAUCCAUCCAGCUGUAGAAAGUCUGAUAUCCAAGACCAAGACACAGUCACCAUCCGGUCAUUCCAACCAGUCAGAGAUAGGGAAGAAAGAAGCAUACGUUACAUUUCUAUCGUCAAUAUCCGAUAGCAGUUACCUCUUAUCAACAAGAUUAUUAAUCUAUCAACUCCUUCAUGAUCCACUUACUCGCGAUGCGACCAGCUCAAGAGACGUUAUAAUCCUCACUACACCGCAUAUCGAUAUGGACACAGAGGAUGUACUGAAGAAAGAAGGAGCAGUAGUACAUCGAGUGGAGUUGUUGGACGGUUUUGACUUACCUGAUGAAGUGAAUGGUCAUUGGAAAGAUCAAUAUACCAAACUCAAUAUAUUCAACCUAACGAUAUACGAUAAAAUACUAUAUUUGGAUAACGAUGUGCUCCUUUUGAGAUCUCUAGAGGAUAUAUGGAACAGUGAAGGAUCAGAUAUACCCCAUGGAAUAGGCGGUGUAGGAGAGAAUAGCAAGACGUAUUUACAGAAUUCGGAUUUGAGAAUAUCACCCCCUGAAGGGUUGGCAGUGCCAGAUAAGGAUUAUCUAAAUGCGGGAUUUAUGUUGAUCAGACCUGAAGAAAGGUUGUUUGAGAGUCUUAGAGCGACGAAAGGGUAUGAUACGUUUUAUAUGGAACAGGCACUCAUCAAUCACUAUGCCUCUUGGGAUGGUGAUCAUCCCUGGACACCGUUGAAUCAUAAGUUCGUCUCCCAUUUCCCCAAAAUAUCAGAUAUACAGGAAGGUUAUUACUCCCUUCACGCGAAAAUGUGGAAGGAUCCUGUACCUCCGGCUGUCAAGCGGAUUUGGGAAGAAGCCGUCGAGGGGAUGGAGGAGUAUUGGAGGUGGCAUGAUGAGGAAUAG